UGUCUGAAAUAAUGAUACUUUUCCAAAUAGCUGGAACUAUUGGUCCAAAUUUAGUUCUAUCAGUGGUCUUGUGUCUACAGGAAUACUGAAGUAGAGCCGAAUGCAUUUGAAUCAAAUCAUUCGGCAUUUUAAAAAAAAGGAAAUGUUUACUAAAAUCUUCGAUUACUUGACUUCUCUUUUUCGCGGCAACGGUGCAGAAAGUGUCCCGAACGUUACUGAAAAAUCAUUCCCCGUCGCUCGAAAUCCAACCGAGUCGAACCAGAAAGGCGCAUUAACCAUAGAUAAAAGGGGCCUUAAAUGUAGUGGCUUUGACUGGGAUUAUCCAAAGACUGUCUGGCUAACAGUUCUAUCAAUCCCCAUGACUGAGGAAACUAACAUUCCCAUGACUGAGAUGGGCAGUGACGAACCAAAAAAUUCACAGCUUGUCCCAGAUCCGGAAGAAGUCUUAGACGACUGUGGUUCGGGAAUAGAAAGAUUCACUAGGAUGAUCAAUUUUACAUUGGGCGUGCUUGUCUUCUUUCUCCAGUUGUUGUCGGAAAUUCCGACGGACGAAGCUCACAGCCAUCGUCCGGGUGCCAACCCUUUGGCCGAAGAAGGCUAGACUCAGACGAGUCACCCUCGGUGGAGUGCCG
This is a messenger RNA of Daphnia magna, 632 nucleotides long. RefSeq lists its product as uncharacterized. Lineage: Eukaryota; Metazoa; Arthropoda; Branchiopoda; Diplostraca; Daphniidae. The record is from RefSeq and is a predicted model, not a curated record. Bases 101 to 601 code for a protein of 166 amino acids. The transcript is spliced from 2 exons.